AUGAACAUUGACACAACUUCUGCCGAAUCCUCCAACCAUGAUACUCAGAAAUCAGAUAGGAAGAGCAAGGAUUUCAAGGAGAUUGCCAAAUACUUCUCUGAAGAAGACUCGGAAGAGAUGGGAGACUUUGAGAUACAGACUUUGACAAAAAGAAGCUUUGAUGUGAUGGCUAAUCUAGGUCUGAACACUUCCAACCCAUCUUUCAUGAAUACUGAUAUACGGACCCCCAAGAUGGAUGACUCUGAUGAAGAAGAGGACCUGGAAGAACCGCCUCAGAUGGCUUUCAGUGCGCAACUGAUCAAACUCUGGAAGUUUAUAUGGGACCCUCACAUUGAAAAGAUGAAGUCCAAGAAGACAUCACAAAAUGAAAAUUUUCUAAAAGCAAUGCCAGGGACAGCAGGCUUGAUGAAAAUGCCUGGCGCAGAACAGCCUAAGGAAGAGCCAACAUCCGUAGAACCCAUGAAAAAGGAGACUAACAUCUGGUCUCAUAGGCUGCAUGAAAGAAAGUAUCAUGUCGUGUAUGAAGAGAUCAGCAAAACCGAUGAAGACGACUAA
This is a messenger RNA of Chrysochloris asiatica (Cape golden mole), 555 nucleotides long. RefSeq names its product protein SSX4-like. Gene Ontology annotation, cellular component: nucleus. The transcript has a single exon. The coding region runs from base 1 to 555 and encodes 184 amino acids. Gene Ontology annotation, biological process: regulation of DNA-templated transcription. Lineage: Eukaryota; Metazoa; Chordata; Mammalia; Afrosoricida; Chrysochloridae. The record is from RefSeq and is a predicted model, not a curated record.